AUGAUUUUACUACAAAUAACAGUUCUAGGAUAUUUAAAUACAGGGAAAACAUCUUUGGUUAAUUCUAUUAUGAAUAAUGAAGUUUUCAAUACUUAUAUACAUACAGAGAUGCCAAUGAUAUAUUAUAAAGUACACAGAGAAAGAAAUCGAAAUUUUUGUGUUGAAAUUGAAGACACUUCUGUUGAUGUAAAUGUAAAUAUUUUUAUGAAUAUGCUAAGGAAAGAAAUUAAAACAAAUAAGAAUCAUAUGACAAAUCCAGUGUUUAGCUUAUUUGAAAAGCCAACGAUUCCCUUUAGUCCUUAUGAUCAGUAUAAUUCGGUUUGCUAUGGAAGGAUGGCCUAUUUAUUAGUUUUCGAUCUAACUAAUCCAUCAACAUUUGAAUAUGCUAAGAUGAUAUAUUUAAACAUGUCCAACACAUAUAACCGACUAUAUACACUUAAGCCCUUUAUAUCUCUUGUUGGAAACAAAUAUGAUUUGAUUAACCAAAACAAUGAAUUACUAAAGCAGGCGGAAGAUUUUUCUAAUGAACAUAUGAUCCAGCUAUGGCUAACAUCAGCUUAUACUGGAAAGAAUGUGAAAAAGCUAUUUGUACAUGUAAUUAAUAUGGUGUACAACAAUACAAAUCUUUGGAAAUAUGACGCUGACGAUUCUAUAUCAGAAUCUUCUGAGGAUUGA
Molecule: messenger RNA, 675 nt
Organism: Plasmodium yoelii
Lineage: Eukaryota; Apicomplexa; Aconoidasida; Haemosporida; Plasmodiidae
Product: GTPase, putative
Exons: 9
Coding region: 1-675 (224 amino acids)
Molecular function (GO): GTP binding; GTPase activity
Source: RefSeq, a predicted model, not a curated record